UAAAAAUCUUCACAGGCUCUUUUCUGCUCUCUGUGGGAGUAGCUCUGUUGCAGGCGCCCAGAAAGUCCUCAGGAGCCGCAUCCCUGAAAGAGUCGAGACCGCCGGAUCCAAGUCUGUUGGGGAUCAGAACGGAUGUGGUGGUCAGGCGACGCCCACUGGAUCCCAGUCUGAGGUGGCACAUCUGGGUAGGUGCGUAGUGUGGAAAGAAAAUUGAUGGGUUAGGAUGGAAGGAUCGAUGACAGUGUCUUAGGCUUUAGGUAUGAGGAGGAUGUACAACUUUGUGUGUGUCUGUGUGUGCUGCUCUUCCUCACCACAUACUCAGGGGUUCAGCUGCAGGCCAUUUCAGUUGCAUUAAGGGAGGUGGCCUAGCGAAACUAGAGAGUGAGAAACCUGUGGUUGAGCCUGGAGUCCAUUGAGCUGCUUGAGGUGAAGGAGAGGGUGCAGGACUUUUGAGAAGGUGGUCCAAAGCUCUGAGAAGCACUUGCUAUUUGCAUAGAAAUGAUGAUAUGUAAUUGUAUUUGCAGUAUUAUAAGCUGCGCAAUUGCAAAACAUUUAGUAUGCAUAAGAUUUAGUAUGUACAACGCAUAUAUAUUUGCUAAUGAUGACAAUAGAAUUUGUAGUAUUAAACAAGGGAGCUAUGGUUUGAACAAAAGAGGCUUUGUGAUGCACUUUGAGUGAAAGAAAGGAAGGUACUGGCUGUGCAAACACAUUUUGACACAUGGUUUAUAUCAACAGAUGGUCAGGGUGACUUGAUAAUUAUGGGAAGGAAUAUCUAAGGGGGUAACCAAGGCAAUUGCGCAAUUGAUGCAAACACGUGCAGGAAGUCAAAUAGAGGCUCUGAUUGGGGCUCUUGAGAGACUGAGCAAUGAGUCAAAGUCUUGCGAGUGUCCUGGACAAAAACCAAGAUCCAGGCCUUAAAUGAUCUCUUGGACACAGCCAUCAGCUGUGUGUCUGUCGGCAGAGGGAAUGUUGACUGCAUUGAGAGGUUCAUUUAGCUUAGCAGUAACGUUCAUGUCUCUGGUGACUCUUCCUAUGAAGUCAGUAGACAGACUGGGAGAGCAUGGGGGCACAUUUUUCCAGCCCCCACAAAGGGAAAUUCAAUCUUAUACAAUUUAUAAGGUUGAGAUGGGCAGAAAUACAUCAAAAAGUAUCUAGUUAAAAAUGACAAAUACUUGAUCAUUAAAUAUAAUAAACUGCAAUAUACUGGUGUUGGAAAAUGUAUUUCAUUAAAAUAAAAGCAACCUAAAAAUACACGUAAAAAAGUAAUCAUACACGUCAAAUACAUGUACCAUUAUAACUCUAGUAAUGUGCAAUAUUUUCCUGGGCUGGGGCCCUGCUGGGAUGCAUUCUUCUAUUCCAAUCCAAAUCAGGAAAUGGAACUGGAGCUGAGACUACAACAAAAAAACAACUAUGGGGAACAGAACUGGAAUUGAAUUUGAAUUUCACGGAGAUUUAAAUUCCAACUCCAGUUCUAUUUCCUGAUUUGGAUUGGAAUUGAUACACCUUUAAUCUAUACCCAGUGUUUCCCACGGAAUUAAUGGCGGAGGCUGGUUGAGGUGUUCGCAUGAAUUUCCCGAUUCAUCUUACAGCAGGGUGCUGCACAUGCACAAACUCAAAUAAGAAACUGCUUUUUACAUAAACACUUAAAAAAAAAAAAAAAACACUGAACCCAGCAUAUAACAUACGAUGUCAAGUUCACCAGCUGGUUCUCCCUUUUACACAGGUUGUGGCUAUAAAAACACCAGUUUAGCUGACAGAAAUUAAUUUUGACCUUAGGAACAAAAGUAUCUAGCCUAACUUAUCGCUAAUGAAGGCUUCCAUACAUGACAAACCACAGGAUGCCGCUGCCUGAACAUGCCUGUUGAUAUGAACUAGAAAGCCACUAGCAGACUAGCAAAUUAAUUAGUUUCAGAGCGCAGCACUGCUGUUUGCUAAUCACUGUUUUUCUGUCCUAUAAUGAUACUCAGUGAGCGAUAUCUGAUAGUAUAUCUUACUUCAUAUUUACCUUAAGGCAGUUUGCACCAAAGCAGCUCCUUUCCUUGGAUUACUGAUCAAAGGAAAUCGAACUUCGCAACCAUUGUUCACAAAGAGCAAGCUGAGCCCAACAGGAUGUGCCACGUGAUUUACUUGCAUCUAGCCAAUGAUAGUGACAGGCUGUAUUUAAAGCCUGGGGAUGAAGGCUCUUAAAGUGACAAAUAAAUAGACAUUUUUUAUUAAAUAUGUUAAUUACAUAAAAUACAAUCUCUCAAAGUAUCUUGUUACAAAUUACAUCUGAUUUUUACCCUCGAGCAAAAAACAAAUUAUAAAAUACUCAAAAGUAGUUAAAUACAUAUUUGAAAUACAUUUAAUUGAAAUACUGCCCAGAACCACAGUGCUGGACAGGGACAGGCUGAGUAUUUGUGUUAACAGCAACAUCAGUACAGAGCUACUGAUCCAUGAAGAAAUUCCACAUGCGGUCACUCAAUGGGGAAAGAGUCAGCAGAGAUGUGCGAUCGCCAAGGCUGGCGUGCCCUUCAGGACGGAAAGAGCAGGACGGACCUUUCUCAGGAGGUAAAGGAGGCUAAAAUCAAGGCUAAAAACUAAUACUACAUCCAUGGACUCAAAUGAUACAGUAAACUUUAACCAAGCCAGCUCUGGUAAAUAAAUCUAGUAAAGUUUAAAAGGAAGAUUUACAUUUUACUGCUCAAGGACAUUGUGUCACAUGGAGUCAUAGAGGAGAGGUAAGGAGCUAAGGAAACAAAUGUUAAUUACAGAAGUGAAAUAAAUACAAAUAAAAUGAAAUGUAUUAUUAUUAUAUUAUAAAGGAUAACUAUAAGAAGCACAAUUGUUCAUGUUUCAGUUCACCGACCGGGACACACGCUCACCCGCAAUCGUCUUAUGGCAUGCUACUGCCACCAUGUGGCUCUGCUGGGGAAAUGCAACUAUCGUCGGUGCUAUCUUGCGCUGUUUUUUUUUUUUUUUAUAAUCAGCUUUUUACACAGUGCCAUGUCGUCGUGGGGUUCCCUCUGGGUACUCCAGUUUCCCCCCACAGUCCAAAAACAUGCUGAGGCUAAUUGGACUUGCUAAAUUGCCCAUAGGAAUGCAUGUGAGAGUGAAUGGUGUGUGAGUGUGCCCUGCGAUGGGCUGGCCCCCCAUCCUGGGUUGUUCCCUGCCUCGUGCCCAUUGCUUCCGGGAUAGGCUCCGGACCCCCCGCGACCCAAUCGGAUAAGCGGUUUGGAAAAUGGAUGGAUGGAUGGAUGGAAUCAGCUUUUAGUGGAACCGGUGAAACAAGAAAUUGCCAAUUGAUCAGACUGCACCUCGUCCCCCUAUCAGUGAAAUUUCUGUACGAUGUAGAUCGAUCCGCGAACAUCAAAUGGUUGGGAUACCCUAUCAUUUAUAAUUGUAAUGCUCCUAGUGCGUGAUUAGUGUUUUUUCAGUGUAGGAUGGAGUUUCCCCAAGUGUGCUGUGCAUUAGCAUUUGUUACUGCACUUGUUGCCUGUUCUCCUUGCACCGUUGUUAAUGGUUCCACACCUUGCCCCUCCCCAUAACCCAGUUCCCUAUUGUAUUUAAGUGCCGCCCCUGCUCCGCUUUUUACUCAGUCGUUGUGUUCUAGUUACUGUGAGACAGUACUUUGUGUGCUUAUGGUCACUGUUUGUUGUGAACUCUACUUGGUUUUCUAGUCCUGCGGUCUUUACUACGAAGCGGGGUUACUGGCUUAUCCGGGUAACUUGUCGGAUUCAAGGUACCACAGUUUAAAGGGACUUCAUUUCAUUCGUUCACUUAAAUUUGCCCAGACUACCUUAAAUCCGACAAGUUACCCGCGCCGAUAAGCCAGUAACCCCGCUUCGUAUUGCAGGCCACAGGUCCCUGUUUAGCCCAGUUGUUUUGUUGUGUUACUUGGUGGUUUCAUUAGUUCAUUCGUAUUUCUCCCAGUUUGUUUUUUUUAUCGUCGUGGUACUCGUUUAGUAUUUCACCCCAGUGUCUUUGAGAUGCGAGUGGACCGUCGCCUUUAUCCUGCCUGACCUAUGCCCGAAUCCUAAGCUGCAAGUAAAGUCUAUAUACUAGUCAUACUUUAAAGCCACAAACCGACCAUUUGAUGACACAACGAGAGUCACCAUCAGCGAAGGCGAAAGUCCGCCAAAGCGGCUUUGACCAAGAUCAGGAAAACGCGCAGAGGGACAGAACAAGCGAAAGCCCGAUGGCUGACAGAAAGGACCCUUGGUCGUGAUCGCCCACCUCAGGCAUAGUAUUUUCACAUGGAUGAAUCGGAGUAUAUGAGAAUAGUACGUAUGUAAUCCAAGCAACGCACAAUAAAAUCCCAGAAGAUAAACAUCUGUUUUACGCAUCUGGUGAGGCUGUAUUCUCGGGAUACCCUACCCAGGUCCAUAAAUCGGUCGAAGGUUGGAAAAUAUGUGGCCAUUUCAAAUCACGAGUCUCGAUGGAAUACGACUAGUCUUUAACGACGACCGUUUUUAUUGGCUUUAUCUUUUACGCAGCACGCCCACUGUAUUGCUUGUUUCAAUCAUCCACACCUUUGUGCGUCGUGCUGCAGUUUAUACAGACGCUUUAUUGGUGCUUUCGCGGAUUUCUGCGUGUCACAUCAGAGAGAGUGAGCAGAUUGUGAGGGAAAUUUACAAAUGCACUCGAAUAAACGUCUGACCUGUGCCGAGGAGAAAGAUCUGGAUCAGUUCUGAAGAACACGUAAAAUGUAUUUAGCCACUUUCUGAUGUAGCUUCUGAUUUGGAUCAUGAAGCCAUCACUAUGGCUACACUCUCCCCAUUGGGGGUUUAAUUUCACGAUUGUGACCUGCCUGCUGAUGAUGGUGUACUUCAUGCUGCCGAAAUCGUUUUUGCCCGUGCGGUUGGACCCUGCAGCCACGGUUACUGCGAAAACGUUGGUGUGGAAGGUGCAGAAGAAGCACUGGCCGGUGUGGGAUGAAAACGCCACGGAGAUCGGGGUGGAGAUGCGUCGUGCCAUACAGAAGUUUUGGAAAAUAAACAAGUUUGGCGUCCCGCCCAACAUCACCCACCGCAAUGUUACCGUGACCCAAAGCGACAUCAUGCAGGAACUGCGGACUCGGGUUCCCCUCCGGACGAUAGAGCCGGGAGACGGUCCGUUCUCUGGAAACGAGUGGCAGGAGUACUUACCUAGGCGGAGUUUGGAGCAGAGUCUGGGACCUCUGAAGACGUGUGCUGUGGUCAUGUCUUCUGGGUCCAUCGUGAACUCCGCGCUGGGAGCAGAAAUUGAUAAACACGACGCGGUGCUCCGGUUCAACGCGGCUCCCACCCAAAACUACAGCGCCGACGUGGGCAUCAGGACAAGUAUGCGCCUCGUGAACUCGCAGGUUCUGACUUCUAAUCACAAUGGAUUCCUGACAAAUCCCCUAUACAGCACAGGUGUCCUUAUCAUGUGGGACCCCUCUCCCUACUCCAAAGACCUCUAUGCAUGGUAUAAGAAUCCAGACUUUAACUUCUUCCGGACGUACCUGCAGUACAGAAAGCUUCACCCGGAGCAGCUGUUCUACAUCCUGAGUCCGAGCUUUCAGUGGAACCUGUGGGACAUCAUUCAGGAGAACUCCCCAGUGCCCAUUCAGCCCCACCCCCCGUCCUCUGGCAUGCUGGGCAUUGUGGUGAUGAUGAACCUCUGUGAGCAGAUCAGUGUGUACGAGUUCCUGCCGUCGCGCAGGAGAACCAGUCUCUGCCACUACUUUGAAAACAUUCAUAAUAAGCAGUGCACUAUGGGACACUACCACCCCAUAACCUUUGAGAAGAACCUCAUAAAGCGACUCAAUCAUGGGACUGAUUAUGACAUCUACUCGUCUGGGAAGGUGACACUGCGUGGAUUCUCACAACUGAACUCUUCCCCGGGUAUUUUACCCAUCAGACAGUUCUGUCUCCUGUGGGCAGUGAUGAUCUUGCUGAUUUUGAAAUAAAAUCCAUUGAUAGAC
Messenger RNA from Brienomyrus brachyistius, 5926 nucleotides. Its product is annotated as beta-galactoside alpha-2,6-sialyltransferase 1-like. NCBI's taxonomy places the organism in Eukaryota, Metazoa, Chordata, Actinopteri, Osteoglossiformes, Mormyridae. Bases 4727 to 5911 code for a protein of 394 amino acids. The record is from RefSeq and is a predicted model, not a curated record. Gene Ontology annotation, molecular function: sialyltransferase activity. The transcript is spliced from 6 exons.